UUUCUAGAGAAGAGGGUGUAAUUUAAUUUAUAUAUGCCGAGAGGAUUGAAAUUACAAUUGAGCAUAAUUGACACGUCUUUCAAUUCCGACCCUCCUCCUCGUAGUCGAUUCUCCCCCUCAAGAUACUUUUUUCUCCCAACACGCACAAACGAACAUCCCCCUUUGUACGCUUCUUUCCAGUUUCAGCUCAAGACCCGGAUAGCUUUCACCGUAAAUAGUAGUCGAUUCUGAUCUGGGUUCUAAAAAAAUCGAAACGUUAAUAGAAAAAAGAGCUUUAGUUUAUCAGAUUUGGUUUCAUUCACUUUAAUCGAGUUUUCGUUUUGUGGGAUUUUUGAUGUAAGCGCAGUAAGUUGGAUUUCUUGAUCUGGGUUUUUCUCUCUUAGUUGAUUGGUCGAGGGUGACAAGAUGGGGGAAAAGCUAGGGCUUUUGGCGUUUUUUUGGUUCAUGUUGUGCGGUUUUGGUGUGGCAAGGUUUGUGGUGGAGAAGAACAGCUUAAGAGUUUCUUCACCGAACUCGUUGAAGGGUGUAUAUGAAUGUGCAAUUGGAAAUUUUGGAGUUCCUCAGUAUGGAGGAACCAUGGUUGGCAUUGUGACGUACCCCAAAGCCAAUCAAAAGGCAUGCAAGAGUUUUGAUGACGUAGAUAUCUCCUUCAAGUCCAAGCCCGGAGCUCUGCCUACCUUUCUACUCGUCGAUAGAGGAGAUUGUUUCUUCACCUUGAAGGCAUGGAACGCACAAAAAGGUGGAGCAGCAGCUAUUCUUGUUGCGGAUGACAGGAUUGAACCAUUAAUUACCAUGGACACUCCUGAAGAAGAGAACGCUGAUGCUGAUUAUCUACAGAACAUCACCAUUCCUUCAGCACUUAUUAGCAAGUCUUUGGGGGAUAGCAUUAAAAAAGUUAUAUCUAAAGGAGAGAUGGUUAACAUAAAUCUUGAUUGGUCUGAGGCUCUUCCACAUCCUGAUGAGCGGGUUGAGUACGAGUUUUGGACAAAUAGCAAUGACGAAUGUGGGCCAAAGUGUGACAGUCAGAUUGAAUUUUUAAAGAGCUUCAAAGGAGCAGCUCAGAUACUUGAGAAGAAUGGGUACACACAGUUCACCCCGCAUUAUAUAACUUGGUACUGCCCAGAAGCUUUUAUUUUGAGCAAACAGUGCAAGUCUCAGUGUAUCAAUCAUGGGAGGUACUGUGCUCCAGAUCCUGAGCAGGAUUUCAGCAGAGGGUAUGAUGGAAAGGAUGUUGUGGUUCAAAAUCUACGUGAAGUUUGCUUUUUUAAGGUUGCAAAUGAAAGUGGAAAGCCAUGGCUUUGGUGGGACUACGUGGCAGAUUUUGCAAUCCGUUGCCCAAUGAAAGAGAAGAAGUACACUGAAGACUGCUCAAAUCAAGUUAUCCAGUCACUUGGGGCUGAUCUCAAGGAGAUAAAAAAAUGCGUUGGAGACACUACUGCAGAUGUGGACAACCCACUUCUUAAAGCUGAACAGGAUGCACAGAUUGGCAAGGGUUCCCGUGGAGAUGUUACAAUAUUACCAACUCUUGUUAUAAAUAACAGACAGUAUAGAGGGAAGUUGGACAAAGUAGCAGUUCUCAAGGCCAUCUGUGCAGGUUUUGAAGAGACCACAGAGCCUGCCAUUUGUUUAAGUGAAGAUAUAGAAACAAAUGAAUGUUUGAGCAACAAUGGUGGUUGCUGGCAGGACAAGGCCACUAAUAUAACUGCAUGCAAGGACACUUUCCGAGGAAGAGUAUGUGAAUGCCCUGUUGUCCAAGGUGUAAAGUUUGUUGGUGAUGGUUAUACUCAUUGUGAAGCUUCGGGAGCUCUACAUUGUGAAAUCAAUAAUGGAGGUUGUUGGAAGAAAACUCAGGAAGGCCGGACUUACUCUGCUUGUGUUGAUGACUCAAAAGGUUGCAAGUGUCCACCAGGAUUCAAGGGUGAUGGAGUUAAUACCUGCGAAGAUGUUGAUGAGUGCAAAGAGAAAUUGGCUUGCCAGUGCCCAUCUUGCAAAUGCAAGAAUACGUGGGGCAGUCAUGAAUGCAGCUGUAGUGGCGGUCUACUUUACAUGCAAGAAAAUGACAUAUGUAUAAGUAAAGAUAAUACCACGGUCAGCUGGAGUUUUGUUUGGAUUAUUAUUCUUGGCUUGGCUGCUACUGGGGUUGGGGGAUAUGCAGUUUACAAGUACAGGAUCCGGAGAUACAUGGAUUCCGAGAUACGGGCAAUCAUGGCACAGUACAUGCCCUUGGAUAAUCAAGGAGAGGUGCCUAUUCAUGGGAAUGUCUGAAAACGGAGAGAUGUUGAAAGUUGCAACUGAGACACGAUGAGAAGAUUCUAGUCACCCAAUACUAAAGUUGCAUAUACGCAUUCCCCAUGAUCAAUCGAUUGUUGGGGGAUUGCAAUGUUACCAACCUUGUGACUAGCACCAGCUUUUGUGUUCAUCAUUUCUCUGUUUUUCUUCGUCAAUGUAACCUAUACAGAUUUUUUUUAAGAACCUCUUAGAAAUAUUCCUCGUUAUCAUGGAGGCGAGUAUAAUGUAUUUUUUAGUCUUGGCUUAAAUAGACACGAUGCACUUGUUCCAAACCCGACAUUGCUUGUGACGGUUGAACUCAACAUCUUAACGAAAAUUUAGUUGGAAGCAGAUGCGAGCUUGUGUACCAA
Molecule: messenger RNA, 2639 nt
Organism: Carya illinoinensis
Lineage: Eukaryota; Viridiplantae; Streptophyta; Magnoliopsida; Fagales; Juglandaceae
Product: vacuolar-sorting receptor 1-like
Exons: 12
Coding region: 406-2265 (619 amino acids)
Molecular function (GO): calcium ion binding
Source: RefSeq, a predicted model, not a curated record